CUCUUCCACCAGGACAGAAGAAAGGGACCGACAGGGCGGCAAGACAACCGAGGAUGUAGCUUGAAUCCGGAGUUUUUGGAAUAUAAUAGCAAAGCGCAUCAGAAAAAGAGAGGUGGCUUGUAGUCGAAUAUGGAGGGGGACCCGAAGCUUAAAGGUGUCGGAUACGUUUUUGAUGUGUGAAAUCACUUUUUAAGACGAGAUUUAUAUAUUUUUUUUACUGGGAAGUCUUAACAAUGCGUUGCACGGACAGAAGCAGGUCCGUAAUGAUUGUGCUCUGCCUUUUGGGAUGCAAUGUCUGGAAAGCGGUUACUAAAACCUUGCAAAAGGAUAAUGAUGCUAAAGAGGUGACACUGCGGGUGCAUCUGAGUGACUCCAGCACCCACCAGGCCCUCCCUGGAGUCACCGUGGAAAUCUUCGCCAACCACACCUCUGUUGCCACGGAGACCUCGCUCGGCGACGGCAACGUCUUCCUCAGGUUCAGCUAUCGCCUCGGCGACCUGCUGGUGGUCACGGCCACGAAGAGAGGAUAUGUGCCAAACUCCGCCCCUUGGCGUCCCACCAGAUUACCUGUCUUCUCCUCCCUCAGUUUGGACCUGCUUCCUGAGAGAGCUGCAACUCUGAUGGUGUAUGAGGAUGUGGUGCAGAUUGUCUCGGGAUAUCAAGGCUCCAGACUGCAGCCGUGGGUCCAGUUCCAGAGGCGGGCCUUGAGUCUUCCCCCAAACGCCUCCUACACCAACCUGACCGCUCUGCUGACCGUUACACACUCGCCCCACGACGCACAUCGCCUGUCCUACCUGCAGGCCCUCAACGCAAACACUACAGGGGGUUUUGAGUUGACUCCAGUGGCGGCGAUCAGCGUGCACCUGCUAGGCAGCGAUGGGGCGGAACUUCAGGUGAACGAGCCAAUCAGUGUCAGCGUGCCUCUUCCUGCCAACAGUGGCCUGAAGGAGAAUGACCACAUCCCCGCCUGGAGGUUCGACCCCAAACUUGGCGCGUGGCUGAAGAGCAGCCUGGGCUACGUGCAGAGGGAAGGAGACGAGCUCAUCCUCACCUACAUCGCCUCGCAGCUGGGCUACUGGGUCGCAGCCAUGUCUCCUCUCAACACAGGUCCAGUGGUGGCGAAGGAUAUCAGCACGUACCACACGGUGUUCCUGUUGGCCAUAUUGGGAGGCAUGGCCCUGAUCCUGCUGCUUCUGCUCUGCCUGCUGCUCUAUUACUGCAGGCGUAAGUGUGCCCACUCGCGGCCCUCCCACCGGAAGCUGGUGCUGUCGUCGGCGCUGGACAGCUCCAAGCGGGACCAGUCCACCUCCAUGUCCCACGUCAACCUGAUCAGCGAGACGCAGCGGGACACGCUGGACCUGACCUCGCCGGGCCCCGAGCCCGACCUGCACACGCCCAUGCUGAAGCCCGUGGCGUAUGUGGCCUCGUCCUCGUCCGCCGACGAGCUGACCACGGUGUCCCGCGACGACGAGGAGGAGGACGACGAGCUCCCGGCCAGCGGGCGCGGCUCGCGCUGCGCCGCCAACGGCCGCCGCUUCCGCCGCUCGGCCGAGACGCUGGAGCUGAAGGCGUGCCGCUCGGCGGCGCCGUCCGAGGCCGACUACCGGCGCAGCUGCAGCUCCGUGCUGUCGUCGUCGGCGCUGCACCCGCUCCGCUCCUCGGCGUCGAGUUCCGCGUCGUCGCCCCACCCGCUGCUGCUUCUCCGCUCGUCCGAGGACCGCGGCGGCGGCGGUGUCGUCGUCGGCGGUCAGCGGCGGGAUGAUGAGCCCCGCCUCUCGCCGCUGAGGGACGCGUCGUCGUCGUCGCGGCGCAGCCCGGCCCCGGCCUCGUCCCCGUGCCUGGACGGCGCGCUGCUGGAGCGUCGCGCGGGCGGCGAGCUGCUCCUCUCGCGCUCGGUGGACCAGCUGGAGAGGGGCCCGCUGCUGCCGCUCUCGCUCUCGCUGCCCCGGCCCGGCGCCCUGCUGUGCUGCAGCUCGGAGCUGGCGGUCAGCCAUGCGCAGCGCGGGGCUUUGGCGUCGGCGGCGGGGGGUCCGUACGUCAGGCCGCGGCCCACGCUGGUCAUCCCCGCUCACUACAUGCGGCUGCCGGGGACGCACCCGCUCUCGGGGCAGGCCUUCCUGCUGCAGUCGGACGAGCGCAGCGAGCUGGAGACCAUCCAGGCCGAGCUGGCCGCCUCCCAUCAGCCCCUGGGCCCGGCGGCCGGCGAGGCGGCGGACGAGGGGACCGAGGGGGCGUCGUCCGCGAACGACGGGGAGGUGGACAGAGGCGGAGGUGGUGGUGGAGGAGGAGGCAAUGGAGAUAGGGAGAGAGGCGGAGGCGGGGGGCAGUGGGGCCAGGCGCUGUCCAUUCCCGACCGGCUGAGCCAGGCGGGGCUGGGCGUGGUGCAGAUGAACGGCGAGGACACGCUGCUGGCCGAGAAGGCCCUGAUGGAGCUGCGGGGGGGCAAGCCGCUGCCCCACCCGCGCGCCUGGUUCGUCUCGCUGGACGGCCGCUCCAACGCGCACAUCCGCCACUCCUACAUCGACCUGCACGGGGCCGGGCGGGGCCCCGCGCCUGCCGGGCGCCGCAACGACGCCAGCCUGGACUCGGGCGUGGACAUGGGCGAGGUUCGGGGGCCCGGAUGGCGCCGGGCAGCAGCGAUGCCCACGGGCACGGUGGCGGCGGCGGCGGCGGCGGCUCCGGAGGGUCGAGCGACAGCGCCUCAGUCGCCCGCCCCGGCUGCCGCCGCUCCCCUUCCUCCGCCACAGCCCGCCCCGAGUGUCACCUACACGCAGCUGGUGUUUCUGGAAGAUUCCAACGGCAAUUCCAGCCAAGGAGGGACCCCGGUCCUCAGCCCGCAGUCGGAGGGGAACGGAGUGAGAGACGAGGUGGAGGAGGAGGAGGAGGAGGAGAGGAGACACCUGGAGGAAGGGGGGGACACGGGGUCCUCGAUGUCCCCCUCGCCCCCCUCACCCCUGCCCCCUCCCCUCCACUCGCCCCCUCCUCUGCCUGAGCCCAUGGAGGAGGAGGAGGAUGAGGAGGAGGGCUUUGGGACGGAGCGCGCUCGGACGCAGCAGCAGGUGCCGCCUCCUCCUGACGAGCUGGCCGCCCCCGACGACAGCAGCGAGGACGACAACAAGAAGAGCCCGUGGCAGAAGCGUGAGGAGCGACCGCUGCUGGCCUUUCACCUCAAGUGACCCUUGACCCCCACGGCCCUUUCAACUCUAAGCCUCUUGCACGGUCUGCGCACAAACCAGGGGGGCGGGUAGAAGCACUGCUGGGAGGUGUCGCCAAAACAGGAAGUGCUAACGUUUGUAUGUCAGAGUGUUUCUACGUGCAUUCUAUGUUACUCCCAGAAGCAAAAAUUCAAAGCGUUAUCCAAGUACAAUACAGUUACUCCAUGCUAUUCAGCUCCAUCUUUGUAAAGAGGGAGUCCGAAAAGAAAAGGGGGUGAAGAGCACGAAGAUGGACUAGAGAAGCACUAGAACUGUAUCGCCCCCUAGUGGACACCUGUGAACACAGCACUAUUGUUCAUAUAUUUGCUGCUUUGCUGAAUUUUUGGGGCUUGGUGGAUAUUCUCAUCCAAAGUAUGCAGGAGAAGAAUAUAGGAGUGGAACUCCAAUUUAGAGACUCCUGUUUUUUUAUAUAUAUAAAUGUCUCAAUCUUAGAACAUGCGUCCUCCUUUGACAGGAAACAGCCAUACGUUCUGUUGGAGGGACAUGCAAAACACACACACUCACACUGACACACACACACACACACACACACACAAAUACACAAAUUGCUCUUCCAGUGGGUCUGGAUCCACAGUGCAAUCAGUCAUGCUCAGCUCAGCUCUCUGCCGUGACUGGUAUUGAGGGUCAGGCCCGGACCCCGAUCUUGGAAAAUAGACGGGCUGAAGCUCUCAGACCUCCUUAGCUUCACAGCGUCAAGACACUCAGAAGACACAACAGACAGACAGCUGUGCAGCUAUGCAAUGCUUUUUUAUUUUGUUUUAUUUUUAAAUGAAAGAAUCCCCUAUGGCUUCCAGUGCUGGUUUGAACCACUACUUGUUUUUGUUUAGUAUGCCAAUUUAUUUUACUCAAGUUAUUUUGAUGUCGCUGGUUGUUUUCACUCUUCGUGUAUGGAUGGAUGUCGUCUGGAAUAUGUUGGCACACACACAUGGAUGCACACACAGACACAGAUAUGUCCUAAAACCAAAUAUUCAGUAGUAACGGGUUAAAGAUCUGUCGUCUCAUGUCCAAGUGCCUUUACUGUGUUCAACACCAAAAAUAAUGCAGCCACCCCACACUGAUGCUCCCCCUCUCACUCAGACACUCAGACCUUCACUUGCUUUCAUUUAAUCUACUGUAAAUCACCCCUCUUACGUUAGUCUGUGUUAUUAACAUUUUAUUCCUGUUUUCCCUUUCCCUCUCUCUCAUUUCUUGUCCUCUGUCGGAUAACCCAUAUGCAGUACCACCAUGGUCUUUCUUGUCUCUCUCGUUGGCCUUGACUAGAUUCUAUAUGGAAGUGGCUCCACAGAAGUAACUGAUAUGUGUGAUUGGUCUGUGUUUCGUGUGUAUAGAUGUAUGCAUACAGUCUUAGAACCCUUCACAUGUUUGCAUGUAUGUGUGCCCUUGUGUGCAGCAAGUGUGUGUGUGUGUGUGUGUGCGCAUUUUUGUAUGUUGUUCACAUAUGCCUGUGUAUGUCAUUGGUUUGUUGGCAAACCUAAUUUUCUUUGCCUUAGAGGUGUGUGUGUGUGUGUGUGUCAUUGUAUGUUCACAUGCAAAUGCUUGUGUAUGUUACUUGCCUGUCAACAAAUGUUUUUAUUUGCCUUAGUAGAAGUGGCUUACCAUGUUUGUGUGUUUGGGUGGCUUGUAGUCACCUUCAUAUACCUGUAAGUGUUGGGUCUGAUGGCAAAGUGUGUGUGUGUGUGUGUGUGUGUGUGUGUGUGUGUGUGUGUGAGUGUGAGUGAGAACAUAUGACUCUGUCUCUCUGAGAUACAGAAAUGUGUACAGAAAUAUGUACAGUUCCUCUUGCAGCCUGUUUUUUUUUUGUUUUGUUUUGUUUUUUGUUUUUUUAGUAAGAGCACUCUGUUAAACCUUCAUUUACCUUGACAACCACUUAAGAACUAUUCCACUGCACAAUGUCUCAGAACAGACCACUCUACUCAACGGCAGCCCCUACAUGCCAAUCUGCUAUGUGGAAAUCUACAUUGUGCUUCUCUGCUGCAGUCUGUAUUCCCUCUGUCUUCUCUGUUCUUCCAUGCUUGGAAUGUACAGUAUGGUUGCUUGUACAAUGAUUCACACUUAAAUAAACUCUUAGACAAACUCUAAA
This is a messenger RNA of Sardina pilchardus (European sardine), 5295 nucleotides long. RefSeq names its product family with sequence similarity 171 member A1 (gene fam171a1). The record is from RefSeq and is a predicted model, not a curated record. Lineage: Eukaryota; Metazoa; Chordata; Actinopteri; Clupeiformes; Clupeidae. Gene Ontology annotation, cellular component: plasma membrane. Bases 234 to 3176 code for a protein of 980 amino acids. Gene Ontology annotation, biological process: stress fiber assembly; regulation of cell shape. The transcript is spliced from 8 exons.